Molecule: messenger RNA, 1693 nt
Organism: Limulus polyphemus (Atlantic horseshoe crab)
Lineage: Eukaryota; Metazoa; Arthropoda; Merostomata; Xiphosura; Limulidae
Product: protein tumorous imaginal discs, mitochondrial-like
Exons: 4
Coding region: 470-1048 (192 amino acids)
Biological process (GO): negative regulation of apoptotic process; mitochondrion organization
Cellular component (GO): mitochondrion
Source: RefSeq, a predicted model, not a curated record
ACCUUUGAGAGAGGGCGUUUAUUAUAGCAUGCUUGAGAGUUGCUGUAAACGAAUGAAGAUAAUUAGGGUUAGGGUAGAGUUAUUGAAUCGUAAUAGAAAAUAGUACUUAACAGUAACGUGAAGAUGUUAUAUCUGAGAAACGUUUAAAUUCACCGUGUAAAGAUAAAUGUGUUAUUAAAUACGUAUUAUAAUUUGUUGGAAAAGACUAUAAAGUUCAGAUUUCAAACGUUAAAUUAGGUUCAGUAAAAGUAAAACAUUCGCGAACACCUUGCAAUUGCUUUCUCUUGAUUGUGAACCAAAAAUUACUAUUUUAUCUCUUAUAUUACGUUUUUUUCACUAUUUCGAAUUCAGAGAACUCUUAGAAUGUAUAAAUGAUUAGAUUCGGAAUCUGAAUUAUGAUUAUUGACGUCGUUAUACCUGAAGAGUAUACAAAUUAAUAGUAGAUUAUAUAUGUACAAGACAUUUGACAAUGAAUGCCUAUUUUCGUUACUAUAUUCAGCAUGCAAAGUGCUGCUGCAGUUUAUUUACUGUUAUUUGCAGACGUGCAAGUAAUGUCAGGCAAGUUCAGAGAAGUCUUUGCCCAAACAGUAGGAAAUUUCAGUAUCUUACAUUGAAUACUGUUGCCUCCAGAAAGUUUCACACAACUAGUUUAUGUCAAAAAAGGGAUUAUUAUGAAGUACUUGGAGUUGCACGUAAUGCUAGUCAGAAGGACAUUAAAAAGUCUUAUUACCAAUUAGCUAAAAAGUUCCAUCCAGACACGAACAGAGGAGACUCUGAGGCAGCAAAGAAAUUCCAAGAAGUCUCAGAAGCUUAUGAAGUUCUUAGUGAUGAUAACAAAAGAAAACAGUACGACCAGUUUGGGACAACAACAGAUUUUGGUUCAGCUGGAGGUCCUGGUGCAACUGGGUUUCAAGGAUUUCAGUCAACCAUUGACCCUGAAGAGCUUUUUCGUAAAAUAUUUGGGGAUCUGGGAAUCAAAACAGGAUUUUCUAAUUUUGAUUUUGCAGAAUCCCAGUUUGGAUUUGGAGGAUCACAAGAGGUUUUAUAAUAUAUUUUUUCUCUGUUACUUUGUAGGGCUUUUUCUCUGAUCUCUUUGUUAGUUGGCAAAUCAGAAAAAAACUAUCAUUAGAACGACUCUGAAAUUUGAAACUUUAUUUUUUAUUUGUUAUCAUUACCUUUCUUUACUUUUAGGCCAGAGAUUCAGAUGUUUAACAAAGAAUUUUGUAACUAAAGAAAACCUAAUUUGAUUUUUGUCCCAGAUCUAUGUUUUGUUUAAACAGAUGCAGCUUGUGUAAAAGGAUACAUUUUUAAUUUGUGUACAUCAAGUGGCAUAGUGUUAGAGAUAUAUCAUUUGUAUAUGUUGGACUUUCACACUUCCCUUAGUUUCUCUUCUUGGAUCAUUCCAUCGCUUACAAUGUCUCUUCCCUUGUUUUCUGACAUGUUGGACUAUGUUACCUCUACAGUGUCUCCUCGAUUCUGUUGUUACUUAGUUACCAUUAAUGCUCUCUUGUAUAUAAAUAAGAUACACAGACGUACAGAACACCCACGUUAAUGCUGUCUUGUAUAUAAAUCACAUACACAGAUGUACAAAACACCCACAUUAAUACACAGAUGUACAAAACACCCACAUUAAUGCUGUCUUGUAUAUAAAUCAAAUUCACAGACGUACAAAACACCCACAUUAAUACACAGA